CCAGCAGCAGAGCUGGUUUUCCCCCGUGCACCAUUCUCACGCCUCCAGAAAUCCCUUUGCAUGCUCCAGACGGUUUGGGUGUCCUCACCAAGGAGCUGGGCUUUGCAGGAGUCCACGAGUCAGCGCCAGGGCAAGAGAAGGUGCUGGAAAUGUAGACUUGUCAGGACUAUAAUCCGGCACCCAUGUCGGAGGCAUGCCCCCAAACGCUCCAGGAAAGAAAGAAUGUUGAGGAAAAUCCAGAUAUGCCUCUGCUUCUGCUUUGUCUCGGGCAUUUUGUACGAGAUCUCCCUCUUGUCCAGCUGUGUCUUCUCCUACUUGCCCAUGGCCCAGCACUACCUGACACCUGAGCAGGUGCUGAACCUUGGCAAAAGCAUCAUUUUCCUGGAGACCACGGAGCGCCUGGAGCCGCCCCCGCUGGUGUCGUGCUCCGUGGAAUCCGCUGCCCGGAUUUACCAGGACAGGCCCAUCAUCCUCUUCAUGAGGGGACUCACCAACGAGACAGCCUUGGACAUGAACACCAGCUACGCAGCCUUCUCCCUCCUGUCUUCCAUGAAGAAUGUCUUCAUUUUCCCUCUCCAGAUGGAAACAGUCUUCCAGGAGACCCCUCUGCUCCAGUGGUACAACCAGGUGGUCCCGGAGCAGGAGAAGAACUGGGUGCAUGUCAGCUCGGACGCCAGCAGGCUGGCGCUCAUCUGGAAGUACGGGGGCAUCUACAUGGACACGGACGUGAUCUCCAUCCGGCCCAUCCCCCAGGACAGCUUCCUGGCCGCGCAGAAGUCGCGCUUCUCCAGCAACGGCAUCUUCGGCUUCCCUGCGCGCCACAAGUUCAUCUGGGACUGCAUGGAGAACUUCGUGCUCAAGUACAACGGCAACAUCUGGGGCAACCAGGGCCCCUUCCUGAUGACGAGGAUGCUCAAAACGCUCUGCAACCUCACGGAUUUCCAAGGCACUGAGGACCACAGCUGCCAGAACAUCUCCUUCCUCAACCCCCAGCGUUUCUACCCCAUCCCGUACCCAGCCUGGAGCCGGUACUACCAGGUGUGGGAUAAAAGCCCCAGUUUCAACCACUCCUACGCGCUGCACCUGUGGAACUUCAUGAACCGCAACCGCAAGGUCGUGGUGGCCGGCAGCAACACCCUGGCUGAGAAACUCUACAAAACUUACUGCCCCACCACCUACGAGGACCUGAUCCAGAAUGCCAAGCACAGGGAUCUCCCAGUCCCUGAGGAUGUUGAGUGA
Messenger RNA from Catharus ustulatus (Swainson's thrush), 1239 nucleotides. RefSeq names its product alpha-1,4-N-acetylglucosaminyltransferase (gene A4GNT). The record is from RefSeq and is a predicted model, not a curated record. Gene Ontology annotation, molecular function: acetylglucosaminyltransferase activity. The coding region runs from base 61 to 1239 and encodes 392 amino acids. Lineage: Eukaryota; Metazoa; Chordata; Aves; Passeriformes; Turdidae. The transcript has 3 exons. Gene Ontology annotation, biological process: protein O-linked glycosylation.